AUGACCACAGGCCUAGGGAGAUACCCUAGCUUGUUUACUUUCUAUUAUACUAAUAGUAGUGUGGUUUAGAUCUUUAAUAUACCUAUACCGCUAAGACAAGAGAGCUUAGCCAUGCCUAUAACUUUCAAGGUGAACCAGGUGGAGCCCAACAAAACAAAACUACAGCCAGCUGACACUGCAGCCAUCAUCAAACAUCGAUGUGGUGGUGUGGUACCUGAAGCUCAUUCCAAGAUAGCCCGCAAAGCUGUCAAAGAGAUGCCAAAAUACAACAGGCCCAUUGGAAUCGAUAAUGGACUUGUAUCAGCCAUUCAUGCUUGCUGGAGCCAACACUAUGCUUUGGUACUUUCUCCCGACAUGAUUUGGUUGUGUAUUGCUCAGGGUCUAGCACAGCAUAUCAAUCAGAAUGCUGAAAAACUUCGGAGCAAAUUAGUUGAGCACGAAGGAAAAAAAGACCUUAAAGUUAUCCGAAAUGAUUUCAUCAAAGGAUCUGAUUCCAAUCCAUGGCCUGAAGCAUUUGAGGAAUUCUCUGAACAAAUUCGAAAGCACGUUGGAGACAAGAUACACGACCUUCUCACACCAUCUUUCUCAACUACUGGUCCAGUGGAAAAGGCAGCAGCACAGGUGGUAAUGAUGGAUUGCUUCAAACAAUAUUUCAGCUACGGUAUGGUUUGCGUUUGUGGAAUCCCUGAAAUCACUCUUGAAGGAACUGCAGAUGAUUGGAAGAAAAUUCGGGAGAAGGUUUUGUUUCUGAAGGAGUACGAUUUAGAAUGGUGGGUCGAAGCUUUGAUUCCGAUACUUGAGCAAUUCAUAGCAGCUGCUUCUGGAAGUGUGGACCGAGAAUUCUGGUGUAAAAUUUAUCACCAGUACGGAGGAGGUGUUUACAAACCUGGCCCUUUUGUGACUGGUUGGAUUUUGACGUUCUUCCCCUACUUGAAUGGCAACAAAAGAAACGAAUUUUUGACACUCUGGCAAGAGGAGGAUCCCACUCAAACAGGCCAAGUGCCAGCUGUACCUUCACCUCCAAGGGGUGUAAAUGCUGACAGAUUCAAGGGUCUAGCACACUACCAGUUUCCACCUGGAAUUGCUUCAGCACCGUUCACUUGGCAAAAUGGAAUUGACCCUUCUAGUGAGGUCUUCCCCAUGCAUUUCUACGCUGGCUUCAUGACGAUCAGUCAAGACUCCACCACAAUGGCUGUACGACCUGAAAUAGGAUGGGCUGUGGCGGAUGACCAGAACUAUGAAGAUGCCAAGACAAGGUCAGGGCGAAGAAGGUGGUAGGAAUUAAAUAACUGUGUGUAUACAAGACUCACCAUAGUAGUGCUCUAGCAUUAAUUGUAUGUAACUGCUUAAUUAAUGUGCUGCAUGUGUUCUCAUAACUUGUGUUUAUUUUAUACCAUUCAUUCGCUCAUGCAUUGCAUGUGUCAUUGUGUACACUACACUACACCCUUGUUAUAUGCCAUCUCUUUAAGUCCGAAA
Molecule: messenger RNA, 1476 nt
Organism: Halichondria panicea
Lineage: Eukaryota; Metazoa; Porifera; Demospongiae; Suberitida; Halichondriidae
Exons: 1
Coding region: 112-1278 (388 amino acids)
Source: RefSeq, a predicted model, not a curated record